Drosophila kikkawai is the source of this 423-nucleotide messenger RNA. RefSeq lists its product as uncharacterized. NCBI's taxonomy places the organism in Eukaryota, Metazoa, Arthropoda, Insecta, Diptera, Drosophilidae. The record is from RefSeq and is a predicted model, not a curated record.
UAAUUUGGGAAUUGGGUGUGUUGUCAUUUAAUAAUAGAGUUUAUUCGUCUCUCCAUGCGGCUGCUUACUGUUCUUUUGUCCGUGCUCGUGGCCAUUCAUGGCUACUCCAUGCAGUUUGGCAGGAUGCACAGGGCGUCCGUUCCCAUUUACGACGCUGAAUUCAAGUUGAAUCACUCUGCGGACUAUAUAGACGUGCAGUUCAAACAAAAGUCGACUGCAUUGAGUUUCAAUAUAAACAUGAUAUUGGUCCUCGAUGAAAGCGAUUGGGACCGAAGAGGCCGUGCAAUUAUUCUGUCUGGUGGUGUAGGAGUCAACUUUACCACCCUGAGACUGAUGUACUCUCGGCCCAAGGGAGGGAAGAUCACUGUACUCAUAUACGGAUUGCCUCGGAAUCGACCUAUCCUAGAUCUUAACACGAAAUAG